GGGACGGAGCCAGCCAUUCAUUCGUCUGCGGUCCGGGAGGAGAAAACGUGGAGGAUGAAGAGGAGACUCUGAGAGGGGAAAAACAAACAAACAAACAAAAAUAAAAGUCCAGUCCGGAUCGAGUGCGACGGAAACUGCACAAAUCUCAGAGAAGAAGCAAGAAGAUCCUUCAGCUCGCUGGAUUUCAGAGGCGUCGCUGCAGAAUCGCACAGCCAGCAGUUACACGCUGUGAAGAGCGAGGAGGGACCUUUUACGCCACCUGGAUUUGACUGACCAAUCUUGCUGCCACAGGAUUCCACACAAGAGAGGCCUUCAAACAGCGAGCCCUGCGUAGCCUCUUCAGGGUGGCUGGACGGUGGAGUGACGCAACACGUGCAGGCGCAGUUCCGAUUGAAAACACGUGGAGAUAAAAACCUCGUUGAGAUAUCCGAGGCACGUCCGGGAAUCAUGUGCCGACACGAGCCAAAAUAAAGCAUUUGGUUUCUGUGGUGUAAAAUCAGUUCCUUCCUGACUCAGCCCGGACUGCUUUAUCUUUGCUUUAUCAAAGUGGGGCUUUGGCACACCUGAAUCUGAAUCCAGAUCACAGCUGUAAAGGUGUGUCUGAUGUGACGCCAGCGGGCUGGCUCAGGGGACGCAACUUCAGUACAAUGUAGACACCAAAAACCAGACAGAACAAGAGUCAGAACACCGAGCCGACAAACGGAGGGUGAGUCCAAGGCGGAGGAACAACAGCUGUGCCGGAACGACACCGGCAGAAGAUAAGAAGUGAAGGAAGCAGAGAGAAGAGAGGGAAGCAGCUGACUGUGAAUCAUUAACGUGAACCUUUUCUUACGCCUCCGCCAGAGAAGGAUCACAACCUGAGCUCUCUGCCUUUUGAGGGCGUCCGAGCCACAGUCCACCUUUCCACCUCUCGGUAAACCUGAACGGAGGGAGACUCCAGCUGCCGUCAGCAUGUGCCAUGUCAUUGUCACCUGCCGCUCCAUGCUGUGGACUCUGCUGAGUAUCGUGGCCGCGUUCGGAGAGCUCAUCGCCUUCAUGAGCACUGACUGGCUGGUGGGAUACCCCCGCACUCCAGAUGCCGUCUUCGGCCCCCAUGGGGCCACCGCAGCCGGAGAGGCCUACAGGCCCACUUUGGGCAUCUACGGCCGCUGUAUAAAACUGCCCCACCUGCAGCGCGGGAUACUGUGCGGGCCGUAUGCAGUGCACUUUGGGGAGAUUGCCAGCGGGUUCUGGCAGGCUACUUCUAUCUUCCUGGCAGCAGGGAUCCUGCUGCUGUGUGCCGUGGCGUUCAUCUCGGUCUUCACCAUGUGCUUCCAAAGCAUCAUGAAGAAGAGCAUCUUCAACGUGUGUGGACUGCUGCAAGGGAUCGCAGGUCUGUUUCUGAUCCUGGGUCUGAUGCUGUACCCUGCUGGCUGGGGUUCGGACAAGGUCCAGCUGUACUGCGGUCUCGACGCGGCUCCGUACCGGGCCGGGCUCUGCUCCAUGGGCUGGGCCUUCUACACCGCCAUGGGCGGCACCGUUCUCACCUUCAUCUGCGCCGUCUUCUCGGCUCAGGCCGAGAUCGCAACCUCCAGCGACAAGGUCCAGGAGGAGAUUGAAGAGGGCAAGAGCCUGAUCUGCCUCCUCUGAGGGCUCAGAUACUUUAGUCCUGUUGGGGAAAAGAGAAGAAGAAGCAGAAGAAGAAGAGGAAGCAGUGAGACAGGCCAGUAAGGAUCAACGCCUGCUCUUGUGCCUGUUCUCAUGAGGCUGGCUUGUGAAAAGGAGGCCCCUGCAUUGUUUACCACUAAAACUGACUCUUAUUUUGUCUCUGUUCUGUGUUUACGUGGGAGAAAUCUACAAGUGCCAAGUUUUUUCUCAGUGUGUGUCUUUGCCUUUCUGCCACUAGAGGUGCUGUGUCUGUUAUUGUAUUCAUGUGUAACCCAUGUGGAAGCCCAGACGGGCCUUUGUCUGUCACCACAUGCUCUGUAAAUAAGUGUGAUUAUAUAUAUUUUGUACAUAGUUGUGAUCGCAGAUUGAUGGUCAGCUUGAUCCGGGCUGGGCUGAUGAAGUCACUCUUGCCUUAAAAAACAAACAAACGAAAAAAUAACAAAAACAAAACAAACAAAAAAAAAACAACACUGGUGUUUUUGUCGCCAAGCCAUGACCAGUAAACCUGGAACUGUUUGCCACGUCUGAGUAUUAACUCAGCAAGGGAACCACUACACAGUCAGAAUAAACUACUCGCAGAAUCAAUGGCCUUUAGCUCAGAGUGGAUGUCCUUUAAAGCUUACAGAAUGUACUGUUAUAUGAAUGAUUCAUGUGUUUGCAGACCCUUGAAAUGUAUCGAUGAAACACAGACUGCGCGGGGACGAGCGGAGGAAGCCCCGUGGUGCGUCUCGUUCAUCCUGAAGUGAAGUGAGCGUAAUCCUAGCCUAAGCUGAAAGGUGACCCGUGAAGGGUCUCUGCCUGGUCCUCCGUCAGCAGACAUCCUGUAAUCUGUGCACAAAGACAUGGACUGAAAGAUGAGGACACAUAAAUGAAGUAUUGCUGUUACUAGUAAUGUCUGGUUUCAGGGAAUCUGUUGAGUCAUAGAUAGUGUCCUAUCUGUUCUCAUUUGUUUCUGCCAAACGAAUAAAAAGAA
Messenger RNA from Toxotes jaculatrix (banded archerfish), 2620 nucleotides. RefSeq names its product LHFPL tetraspan subfamily member 2a (gene lhfpl2a). Gene Ontology annotation, cellular component: membrane. The transcript is spliced from 5 exons. Bases 952 to 1629 code for a protein of 225 amino acids. Lineage: Eukaryota; Metazoa; Chordata; Actinopteri; Toxotidae. The record is from RefSeq and is a predicted model, not a curated record.